CGUUACGUUCCAGUAGCCAGGAAUUCUCUCUGUUAAAGGGGGAGGAGAGGGAGAGAAAUUCUAUAUCGUCAUUUAAUAUCGAAGAGGGCAAAGCGCGUGAAAGUUAAAACGCCACUUUUUAAGCCGAAACAUACAGACGCAGCAGUGCGCCCAUUGAGUUUUUUGGCGAACCACCCCUUCCUUUUUAAAUACGCAAAAACUGAAGAAGGGGAAACAUAACAGGAGAAACAUAGAGAAACUUUUUAAUUGAUUGGUUUAAUCUACUUUUCCAUUCCAUCUGUUGCCAUCAGCUGGUCGGGCUUCCCACAGCACCUCUUGCUUCAACUCUUCCUACCACGGGCCUUAGUGCACCAUGGCCGGAGCUGGUGCGGGUGCCAGGCCGGGCUCUGUGCGCUCCAGGAUGGGUAAAGCUGCCGCGCUGGCCCGGUUGCUGAACCGGGAUUGCACUCGCCUGCUGGAACUAUAUAGAGAGAGAGAAGGCUUCUCGCCUGACCUGUCCCUGGAGAAGGGUCGCAUUGUGGCCCUCGUGCUGUCCGCCCCCCACCUCUCCGCCAACGAGAGGGUGUGGCUCCUGCACUCCGCCCUGCACCAGUGCCUCAGGCUCUUUGAGCGCGUGAUUGGCUGGGAGAUAGAGCAGGGCUUCGGGGGCGAGGGCGAGUACGAGAGGGUGCGGAGCACGGUGAAGGACAGGCUGGGCCACCUGCUCCAGAGCACCAAGAACCUCCUGGCGGAGACGGAGGGAAUUACACCACUGACCCCUGACCCAAACAACCCAGAGGAGACAGAUGGGUUGGAAAAAGGUGGCAUAUUUGAGGCGAAGCUCUGGACUUUCCGGGUCCUACAGGAGCUGAUCCACUGGACCCAGUCCGCCGCCCAGACUCUGCACUCAGUGCAGUCAGAGAGAGAGAAGGAAAGAGGGAGAACUACUGUGAGAAAGGGAAAGAGGGACAAAGGAGAAGUGCAGAGCUGAGAGAAAAUAAGGGCAGAGAAAAGGAGAGAGAGAAAGAUAGAUGAUAUGCAGGUGAAGGGAAGGAGUGCAGAGCUGAGAAAGAGAGGGAGAGGGAGAGAAGAGGAGGGCGAACGAAAAGUUGGAUUAUAGGAUGUGCAGAAAGGGAACGAGUGAACCAGAGUAAUGUAACUAUAUGCAGAUAACAAUUCAUUUAGAAAUAGACUCGAAAGUAACACAGGAAGUGUGAAGAGUUCUUUCUUUAAAAAGUAACAGGGUUUAUUACCCUUUUUCAUUAGCAAGUGUGAUUUAUGAUGAUUGUAUGGGCUGCUAACCUGCUGAAUUGAAAGACUGGUGCCCUGGUAAACACCAUGACCCAUCCAGUCCCCGUCUUUGCAAACACUUUCAUGAUUUUAUUUUCAGGUGAAUUGUAAUUUAAUCCAAGAUCUGAACUAUAAUUAUGUUGCCUUUUUAGCUCUAACCCACUCAAGUACAAAAACUAACUUUAUUUUGAGGUGAUGACGUGUCACAUUGUUGUGUUAGAAUAGUGUUGGCUAUAAAAAGAAAUGAAAACAGGGAAUAACAAUGACAAACGGUUUCCAUUCUGUAGUCCAUUCUGUACUUUUGCGAAGAUCCUGCAAAGACUUGAGUGUUGUGGCUAAAACGUUAUUGGUUCCAACGCUCCUUUAUUCUUUCAACAGGGGGGAAAGGAUGUAAUAAAUGUUAAAAUGGUGGAACGGUUUGAGGGACUGGGGAAAAAAUACAUGCGAUUGGAGGAUUUGAGGGGAAAAACACUCCUGACUAAUGAGCUGAAAGUUUUAUUUUGAUUUUUGUUUGUAUUUUUAUCGCAUUGGUGUGCGAUGGAGUUAGGGUAUUUAAUGUAAGUUUGUAUGAGGGCAAAUUUGAAAUGAAAAUUGAUUUUUGUGUGUGUGUGUGUGUGCGUGCGCGCACACGCAUGUGUAUGUGUGUGUGAGAGAGAGAGAGAAGGAGAGAAAAAGAGAGAAACUUGCUUGGUUGUGUAUGAUAUGAGGGUGUGAGAUAUGUGGAAAGAUGGUUGUCGGGGGGAAAGCCUGAUGUUAAUAUUAGGAAAUGGGGAAAGAGAUGUGUGGAUAUGUGCAGCAGGACCAAACCGUAUGCAUGCAUGAAAUGGAGGACAGAGCCUGUAAGACUGCAUGUUUGUGCUGUGUUAAGAGUGACAGAGGGAGUAAGAAGGGUUAAGGGAGGGACGAGUGUGAGAGAGAGAGAAAGAGAGAGAGAGUGCAUGUGUGUGUGUGUCUGCUGGUGUAUGUGCAUGUGUGUGUGUGUGUGUGCAUUUGUGACAGGUAAACAGGAUGUAGGUAUGUGUGUGAGUGUGCAUGUGCAUAUGUGAUGUGUAAGCAGGGGGCGUGUGUGCACGUGCAUAUAUGAUGGGUAAGCAGGGUGUGUGUGUGUAUGUGUGUUCACGCAUAUGUGAUGGCUAAGCAGGAUGUGUGUGUGUGUGUGCGCGCAUAUGUGAUGGGUAAGUAGGGUGUGUGUGUGUCUGUGUGCGCAUGAAUAUGUGAUGGGUAAGCAGGAAAUGUGUGUGUGUGUGGGUGUGUGUGUGCGCAUAUGUGUUUGGUAAGCAGGAUGUGUGUGUGCGUGUGAGUGCACAUGUGUGUUUGGUAAGCAGGAUAUGUGUGUGUGUGUGUGCAUGCGUGUGUGUACGCGCAUAUGUGUUGGGCAUGCGGGGUGUGUGUGUGUGUGUGUGUACGUGCAUAUGUGUUGAGCAAGCAGGAUGUGUGUGUGUGUGUGCGCGCGCGCGCGUGCGUGCACAUACGAGGAGGUGUGAAGGAUGGUGAGGGAAAGUGUGUGUAUGCCUGUGAGAGAGAACGAGGAGGAGGGUGGGUGUGUGUGUGAGACAGUAGGAGAGGUAGUACGUGUCUGUGUGCAUAAGAGAGAGAGGGAGGGGGAGGGAAGGAGACAGUGUGUCUAAGCAUAUGUGUGUGUGCGUGCGUAUGUGUGAGGGGGGAGGGUGUGUGUGUGUGUGUGUGUGCGCGUGUGCGUGUGUGUGCGUGUGUGUGAGUGUGUGUGUGUGAGGGAGGGAGGGAGGAGAGGAAGUCUGUGCUGCAUGAGAGGUUUUGUGUGUGUGUUUGUGAGACAGAAACCACUGAAUACUGUGUGGGUAGUCUGAUGCAUCUAUGGUUGCAUGCAUGCAUGCAGUCAUAUGACUAGCCACUGCUGUUGGUAUUUUAUUAUACACUUCCAACAUUAAAUGUAUUACUGUAUUAGUACAAUAUUACUGUGUUUAAUAACAAAAAUGUAAUAAAUUAUUGUUUUUGUCACUCAAAA
This is a messenger RNA of Anguilla rostrata (American eel), 3253 nucleotides long. It is a transcript of the gene cntf, whose product is annotated as ciliary neurotrophic factor. The transcript is spliced from 3 exons. The coding region runs from base 353 to 970 and encodes 205 amino acids. The record is from RefSeq and is a predicted model, not a curated record. Lineage: Eukaryota; Metazoa; Chordata; Actinopteri; Anguilliformes; Anguillidae. Gene Ontology annotation, biological process: ciliary neurotrophic factor-mediated signaling pathway; negative regulation of neuron apoptotic process. Gene Ontology annotation, molecular function: ciliary neurotrophic factor receptor binding.